Messenger RNA from Humulus lupulus (European hop), 1777 nucleotides. RefSeq lists its product as uncharacterized. The record is from RefSeq and is a predicted model, not a curated record. The coding region runs from base 121 to 1632 and encodes 503 amino acids. Lineage: Eukaryota; Viridiplantae; Streptophyta; Magnoliopsida; Rosales; Cannabaceae. The transcript has 2 exons.
UUCUUUUCAAAGUAGCCAUAAUCUAAGCCACUCUUCCAACAUGAAGAAAAAGGUCUUUAAAUAUAUGGUGAUGCCUUGCUUCAAAAUUCAAGUCCUUCCCUAGAAAAAGAGAGAAAAGUAAUGGCUGCAGCUUCUGCCUUUCCCGAUGCUUUUUCCUGGAUUCAGAACCUUCCACCAGUCAAUCAAUGGCGAACAACCUGUCUUUCUUUAUGUUUAAGUUCUUCAUCAGCUUCGUAUCAACAACCAUCACUCAAUCUCACCAUAUCAAAAAGCAACCAAAACCCAACUUUUUGUUUCGCCAUUGUUGCAAGUAUCAACCUUCCUAUCUAUCUUUGGACCUCAAAACCAGUCAAGUUCAGCUCCAAUUCAUUUAAGUUGCUACAUGAAGAUACCAUAUUGUCUCUUUUGGUUAAUCUCAUUGAAGAAGUCCUUCGUUAUGGGUCAAACAACAACAACAACUCCAUCAAAUUCCAAAGAGUAGAUUCCAUUCCCGAAGUCAAAGAAAUCUUUAACCUUGCUUUUGAAACUCUCUUUUUCCUCAUUUGCAUCUAUGAAGCUCCGGCUGACCUCCGAUCAGACUGUCUAAACACUAUGAAAAACAACUUGGCCAAGUGCCAAUCAAGAAGAGCAACCAAGUUGCUCAUGAAACUUCUGGGGUCUAACUUAGAGGAGAAGUGGAUGCGGUCCAUAAACCUUGCCGUCACCAACUGGAUAUCGGAGGUGCAAUCCACACGCCGCGGCAGCUCCCUCAAAACACCGUCGCCACUCUUCUCUUACGCCAUUUCGACGUUGGGGUUAUGGAAAGUUCAACUGUACUGUCCUCUCAUCGCCAUGAAUCUCGAGAGCUCGAGUAGUAAUAGCGUUCCUUCGGCUGAUGAAAAGCUUCAAUUCUCUCUGGAUUACCACCAGCUCGAAGGUGUCAUUCAGUUCAACUACAGAGUCAUACCUCAAGAGACUUGGGUUGGUAUCAUGGUUAAUAUUGACAACAUAAGAUGUGAUGUGAUCAAGCUUGUGAGCGAGACUCUAAUGGCGGAACGAGGAGUUGGGUCAACAGAAAAGCACUUCCCUUCUCGAAUAUCUUUACAACUAACCCCAAUUCAGCAUAACAACAUACUGAGCGUUUCGGUGAGCAAAUCCUCUGAAAACCCAGCAAGAGAAAUUGGGAUAGAGAGAAGCAUAGAAGCCGGAUUCGAGCCCCCAAACUCUUACUUGGGUCUCAAGGUAUCAGCUGGAGAGACAAUGACGAUGACCCUGAAGCCAUGGAAGUUCGAGCAAUCAGUGUACGGUAACAGUGGAAACUUGAACUGGUACCUCCAUGAUAGUGUGGACGGAAGAGAGGUAUUUUCCUCGAAACCGUCCAAGUUUGCUUUGAUAAACCCAAAAGCGUGGUUCAAACACAGAUACUCAAGCGCCUACCGGCCAUUUACAAGGCAAGGAGGAGUGGUUUUCGCGGGCGAUGAGUACGGGGAGAGCGUGUUGUGGAAAGUGGACAAGGCUGCCAUGGGAAAGACGAUGGAGUGGGAAAUCAGAGGGUGGAUUUGGUUAACUUAUUGGCCUAAUAAGUAUAGAACAUUUUAUAAUGAGACUAGGAGGUUGGAGUUUAGGGAAAUUGUUGGUCUACCAAUUUCUUAGAAACUAUCACUAAUCUUUCUUUUAUUUGUUUGGAUUGAUGCCCAUGUAUUUUGUAAAUCUAAUUUCUUAACAACUUUUAGUUGGAUUUUAGAUUUUUCGAAUUAAGUUUCUUAUAAAAAAAAUUAAAAUUAUAACUUUGGUUGAA